AUGUCGAGUGUGGAGUUUGAAAAGAUCUACUUGAACUCGUCGAGGACUUCAGGGAAAUUCCGUCUAGCUGAUUUCGGUUUGGGAUGGAAGGCUGGGCCAACUCCCAACGCACCAAAUGUCAAGAACACCCCGUUCUUGUUGCCAUCGGAGGAGAUCCUGACAGCCAAUUGGAGCAGAGGUUCGCGGGGCUGGGAAUUGAGGGUUUACACAAAAAACAGAGGCGUGGCUAUGUUAGAUGGAUUUGAUCAGCAAGAUUUCAACAGUUUGAAGAGCGAACUCCAGAGGACUUUCAGCAUCCAGUUAGAGGUGAAAGAGCACUCUCUGCGUGGCUGGAAUUGGGGAAAGACCCAGCUCGCCAGAAACGAAUUGUUGUUCAACGUGAACAACCGUCCAGCGUUUGAGAUUCCGUACUCGGAGAUUGGAAACUCCAAUUUGACGGGUAAGAACGAGGUGGCCGUUGAGUUGAAUUUGGCGACCAAGGAUGAUGAAAUCACCAAAGCAGGAGACGAACUAGUGGAGGUGCGUUUCUACGUUCCGGGCAACGUUGAGCUUGAAGAUGAAGAUGUGAUGGAAGAUUCUGAAGUAAAGAGCGCAGCAAGUGCCUUUUACGAUCAGUUGAAGGAUAAGGCUGAUAUCGGUCAGGUCUCGGGAGAAGCAGUUGUUUCUUUCAGUGACACCUUGUUCUUGACCCCAAGAGGUCGUUAUGACAUCGAUAUGUAUCCUACCUCGUUGAGAUUGCGUGGUAAGACGUACGAUUACAAAAUACAGUACAAACAGAUACAGAGAAUAUUCUCGUUGCCCAAGGCAGAUGAAGUGCACAAUCUCAUCAUCUUACAGUGCGAUCCGCCAUUGAGACAAGGUCAGACCAGAUAUCCAUAUUUGACUAUUCAGUUUGCCAAGGACGAAGAAACCGAAGUGGAAUUGAAUUUGAGCGAGGAGGAGUUCACCACUAAAUACGCCGACAAGCUGAAAAAGAAGUACGAUGCUCAGACUAACAUAGUCAUGGCCAGUUGUUUCAGAGGACUCACUGAUCGCCGUGUCAUUUCUGCUGGAUCCUUCGUGUCCAAGUUCCAACAGGCUGCCAUCUCAUGUUCUCUGAAGGCAAGCGAGGGACAUCUGUAUCCGCUUGAGAAGAGUUUUCUGUUCGUCACAAAGCCUACAGUUUUCAUCCCCUUUUCUGAAGUGCAAACCAUCGUGAUGUCGCGUGUGGGCACCUCUGCCACCUCGUCUCGUACUUUCGACAUGGAAGUUGUGCUAAGAGGAUCUGGGGGAACGCAUAACUUCGGCAACAUCUCGCGUGAAGAGCAGCCAGGUAUCGAAGAGUACUGCAAGUCAAAGGGCUUGAAGGUGAGAAACGACGAGAAGGAGGCAUUGGAGCUUAUGGAUGCUGCUCUUGAUGAGGACGAUUCAGACGACGAAGAUGUGGUCAUGCGUGGGUCUGCUGACGAAGACGGAGAGAGCGUGGACGAGGAUUUUUCCGGUGACUCUGAUUCUGACCCAGCCGAGGAGUUUGACUCUGAUGCCAGUCUGAGUGGAUCUGAAGAUGAUGAGACUCCAGACAAAAAGAAGCAGAAGACUUGA
Molecule: messenger RNA, 1581 nt
Organism: Kuraishia capsulata CBS 1993
Lineage: Eukaryota; Fungi; Ascomycota; Pichiomycetes; Pichiales; Pichiaceae
Exons: 1
Coding region: 1-1581 (526 amino acids)
Cellular component (GO): nucleus; FACT complex
Molecular function (GO): histone binding; nucleosome binding; DNA binding
Source: RefSeq, a predicted model, not a curated record